Molecule: messenger RNA, 1944 nt
Organism: Prunus persica (peach)
Lineage: Eukaryota; Viridiplantae; Streptophyta; Magnoliopsida; Rosales; Rosaceae
Product: inactive protein RESTRICTED TEV MOVEMENT 2
Exons: 2
Coding region: 306-1622 (438 amino acids)
Source: RefSeq, a predicted model, not a curated record
CUAUUUGGUGGGUAACCAACCCAACUUUAUAUUUGUUUGCAUGAGACGUUAUACCUCGUACAUGACCAUGGGACACUUAAAAUUGUAAAACACCACAAAACCAAAGCAACUAAAAAGGAAUAAUUUCAUUAAUAAGAAAACCCAAAGAAACAAUCAACACACUAGUCUCAAACAUUGUUGCAUAUAUAAAAUGUGACACAUGGCCAACAUUUUUCUACAAUCCAAAGGCAAUCAUAAGGUAUACAAGAAAAUCAAAUCAACAAAAGGCAAGAGAGAGAGAGAGAGAGAGAGAGAGAGAGAGAGAGAUGGCAAUGAGGCAACGUUUUGGUGGAAUCUCUAGUACCCGUCCAAGACUAUCGUCUCGUUCAAUUUAUGAAGAGUUCAAGCCCCACUUUGAAUUGAAGGAAGAGCAGGAAGCUCACGUUAUACAUGUUCAUCUGCCUGGUUUUGUGAAGGAGCAAGUAAGGAUUACAUUUGCGGCUUCCCCUGGUGUAAUUAAGGUUGAUGGACAACGGCCUCUUGGGAAUAACAAAUGGAGCCGUUUCAACCAAACCUUCCCUAUUCAAGAAAAUUGCGACGUGAGUAAAAUUCAUGGCAAAUUCAACAAUCAAAUUCUUACCAUUACAAUACCAAAGCUAGGCAUCACUCAAGUAGGCCCUAAAGAAGCAGCCAAACCAAGCCAACAAGCACCACCUACCUCUUCAAAAACUCCAACUGCUUCUGCUGCUGAGGCAAAGCCACCGAAACUGCCAGAGGACCUAAUUCCGUCAAAACCUGGUUUGACAGCAACUGCAGGCCCUCAGAAAAUUAGCUCUUCUGAGCCAAAGGCACAAAAGGGUCAGGAAGUCAUUUCACAAGCAGCUACCUCUGCUGCUCAAGAUGAAAAGCAAAGGGAUAAGAGAAGUGCUCCUCCAGCUGCAGGCCCCCAGGAAGCUGCUGCUGAGCCAAAGGCACAAAACUCUACUUUUAGUGCCAGAGAUGAAAAAGAAAGGGAUGACAAGAAUGGUGGUCAUCCAUUAGGCCUUCCGAAAAGCGUUGCUGAGACAAAAGUACACAAGGAUAAGGAUGAGGCUCUUCCAAAAGCAAUUUCAGCAAUCCAGAAUGAGAAACAAAGGGAUGAGAAGAGGGUGAUACCUUUGACUAGUCCUGAAGGAGGCAUAAGUGAACCUAAGUCACAAAGGGGUAAGGAUGAAAUUCCUCCAAAAAUAAUUGACGAAAAGAGCUUGGAGUUUACUGCUGAGCAUGUUGAUCCAAAGGGUCAGAGUGGGAAGCCUGCAGAACCAAAGAAUGCUGAGAGAGUUGCUGAAACCAGUCUGCAGAAGGAAAGAGAGGCCAAUGAGAGAAGCAAAGAAGCAGGGGCUGUCCCAAAGAUUUUAGAAAAGGCAAAGAGAAAGAGCAAGAGUUCUGGGAGCGCUGUUGACCGAGAGAAGCAUACAGAGGAGGAUUCCAUUGCUGCAAAUGUGAUGGCUGCUGCAAAGGAGGGCAUGAGAAAUCUAGGAGAGGGGGUGAAUGAUGAAGAGAAGCAGAUGUUGAUCAAUAUGGGAGCAGCUGUUCUUGUUCUUCUGGCACUUGGGGCUUCUGCUUCCUACAGCUUAUGGUCCUCUGGAAAAACCAUGAACUAAGCCCGGCCAAUAUCUUUUUCUCAUUUGAUUACAGAUAUGUCAAACCUACCUAUCUCCAGGAGAAAUCUAUGUAAAUGGGGUUUCGUUUAUAUCCUUGGCUAGCAAGACGAUUAAUAAGAAAUGCCCGUAGUUUAUGUGUUCUUCAAUAAAAGUGUAAAGGAGAAAUUAAAGAACCAAUUAGUUAAAAGUAAGGCUCAUGUAGGGUAUUAACGCAGAGACCUAACUGAAAACGAAACCGUAAAAAAAUUCCAACUAAUUGACCUAUUCUUUAAUUUUUCUGGAAUAGCUAGCAAUUCCACUUUGUUACAAAUUGUGGAUUCAA